Molecule: messenger RNA, 1912 nt
Organism: Siniperca chuatsi (mandarin fish)
Lineage: Eukaryota; Metazoa; Chordata; Actinopteri; Centrarchiformes; Sinipercidae
Exons: 3
Coding region: 690-1301 (203 amino acids)
Biological process (GO): T cell costimulation; B cell costimulation; positive regulation of B cell proliferation
Cellular component (GO): external side of plasma membrane
Molecular function (GO): signaling receptor activity
Source: RefSeq, a predicted model, not a curated record
AAAAAUGUCAUCACUUACUUCACUGAAGAGUUUCUGGCGAAGCCUGCUGCUGUUAAUAACAAGAAGCUAUGGAGAAAUCCUUGUCAGAAAUGUUAGAUAAUGAGAUGUUGUGGAGCCCCACAGCUGCCGCAUGAUAUGAUUUAUUAUGACAAAUACUAGUAUGUAGUUUAUGAAAACUUGUGAUGCAUUACAUGGAAGAGAGAGACUUGAUGUUUUAGAAGCCUGUGGUCUCAGUAGUGAAUUAGAGAUGGAGAUGUUGCUGUCAGCAGUCAUGAUGGUAAUCUAUAAAACAACCAAUUAACAGUUGUAAUGAAUCAAUAUCCUCAGCAAUUAAACAUGUGGACAAACAGUAAAUUGAUCAUUGAUUAACAGAUUACCAGUCAUACAAUAUUUAAUCCAAACUAAGGAGCUUGAGGGUCUUUGUUUUUGAAACAGAAACACAGUAAGCUCUCUCUCUCUGCCCCCGGGGACACAUGUAGUGAUUCACUCUUUCCUAUGAAAUGGAGGAACUGAAACGUCUGUUAGACACUCUGCAUUAAUUUCAUAAAUCCUCCUGUCACGUCCCUCCUCUGUGUCUGACAGUUCUGUUUUCAGCUACAUUUUUUUUUUUUUUUUUUGGUGUCACAACCACAAGUGUAGGGGAGGGUAACACAGCAGCAGGUCUCCACAUUGUUCGUCCUGCUUCAGCCAUGGCCAAGAAGGACUGUCCUGCUGGCAGCUAUUGGGACAGCCUCGUCAACACCUGUAUCGGCAGCAGCGAGACAGAAACCAGACCUGAACCUGAACCACCAACAGAGCCACCUGUGGCUGUUGUGGUCCAGCUGAGAGCCACGGCCCCCGCUGCGCAGGCCGACUUAGUGAUGGUGCUGAGUCCGGCUCUGUGGAUCUUUGUGGUGCUGGCCACACUGGGGUCCGUCUUGGCUCUGGCUCUCUGGUUUAUCAUAUACAGACGACAGACCAGCCACAGCAGCACCUCAGAGGACCCAAAGCCACAACAGGAACCUCUUCAGAAAACAGAGCCACCUUCCAAAAUCUACCCACCGCCUUCAGAGAGAAACGGUCAUGCAGAGAUGGUGCAGAGAGCCACAGGGGCCCCUUCACCCUGUCCUCACCUGCACCUGGGGGCCCAAACAGGCUUUAAGUGGGAGGAGGGCUUCACUGCUUGCAGGGAUCACGCAAAGCAUGCUGGGACAGAAGGGGGUGGAGGCCUGUCUGCAUGCAGCACAAUGAGGGAACACAGGGUCCCACUUCCUGCCACAGAGCUCGGUGGCACUGCGUUAGUUACAACGAAAACUAUGUAGGGCUGUGUGUGUGUGUGUGUGUGUAUGUGUGUACUUGUACAUCCUACUUUGUGAGGACCAAUUUGAGUUUUAGACCUUGGAGGUGAGGACAUUUUUGGAAAGUGAAGACAUUUUGGCAGGUCCUCACUUUUCGACAGACCUUCAAAGGGCUGUUUGAGGUUUCAGACUUGGUUUUAAGGAUCAGGUUAGAAUUAGGUUUAGGUCAGGGUUAGGGGCUGGGGAAUAUGCACUAUGUCAAUAAGGGUCCUCACAAGUAUAGAAGUUCAAGUAAAUGUGUGUGUUCUUAAAAAGUUUCCUCACUGCAUGUACUCUGUGUGCUCAAUGUGGUGAGUUUCCUCCCAUUUUUUAAUCCAAAUUUUGGAUAUCUUUCUUUUCUACCAUGUUUUUAUGGUUUUUAAAUAUUUGAAUUUUCUACAGCUGUUGUUUUAUUUCUCUGCACUGUUUGAAGAAAUGUGUUAUGGUGUAGAUUGGUGUCCAAUAAUACCAUGUAAGACUGUGUAUAGUUUAGUGUACUUUACUGCAAAGUGUUGUGAAAAGACAAAACAAAGAAACUGCUCUGAAUCGUAUGCCAUGUUUCAAACAUAAUUUAAUAAAACACAAAAACAAAAUCA